AUGUCCCCAGGGCUUCGGCUCCUGGAUGGCCACGAGUCCACGACAGUACCUCAAAGUUCAGGAGCGAGAACACCGGCCUUGAUCCCCUUGAGCGCAUGCUACAUGGAAUGUAGUAACAGUAAGCUACCAGAGCCACUCCUGAGUGAUUUCCAGGGGAAAAGAGUUCAUGAGAUUCCUUUGGCCAAGAAAGAACCAAUAAUGCAAAUAUAUACAUAUUUUCUAAUGACAUCAAUUAAAUAA
Molecule: messenger RNA, 240 nt
Organism: Prunus armeniaca (apricot)
Lineage: Eukaryota; Viridiplantae; Streptophyta; Magnoliopsida; Rosales; Rosaceae
Source: the annotation of a GenBank genome assembly